AUGACAAGUACAAGUAAAGAUAGUAGUAGAGGAGUUGCUGCAGCAAGCGUAUUUAAAAACAGGUAUUUGUUGCUGACGAUACUUGGGUUUACGAGAGACUAUGACAAUGUAGAGUUGUUUGGAGCACGUGUACCGGUGUAUCAACCAACACAAGAUGAUAUUAGAGACAAGAAGAAGUAUUGCAAGAGACGUCGGUACUUGGAGUUGGUACGUGACUUGGACUGGGUGAUCGAACAGAAUUACUAUAGUCUGUUACGAGAUAUCUUGACAACACGUCCAGAGGAAGCUGCUAGGUUUGCAACUGCUAAAACAAUACAGCUGACGCAACACUUGGUUGGUGAUACUGCAAUGAUCACCUUGUUGUUAAAGGCACUACCGGACCAGUUUUACAACUACUUUGCACCGGGUCGUGAUGACCCUACAAAUGUGCCGUCUCUCGGUCCCGUAGCAAGCUACUUGCAACUAAUUGCACAAAAUGGUAAUGUGGAUGUGUGGAAUGCUGUCAUUACAUUUAUCAACAAGGGGAUUGCCAGCAAGACUAUCUCUGCUCCUCCACCAAUACCUCCUCCUCGAGGUGGUGGUGGUAUAGCAUUCUUCCAAUUCUACACUGGGACUGUUGAAACAAGUGAUGAUAAUCAUCCACGUUUCAAUACUAUCCUUCCAAUACUAUUUAAACAAAAGGUGCAAAUGUCUAAAGAUACAUUAGAUGUGCGUAACAUCAAGGUGAUGCAACUGAUCCACCAAUGCAUAAAGUCUAAUCAACUUAGAAUGCUAGCUCAUAUAAUCAACAUGGUUGGUGUUGAUCGUGUAUGUGCGUUCAUUGAUGACAUGGCUAUUAAUAAUAAUAAUAAUGCCAACCCACUCCAAGUACACAUGUUAAACGACACACAUGUCGCUGCCACCGAGACACUCCAAUAUAUCUCUAAAACUCUGCCCUUCAAAACACUAUGCAAUCUCUUUAAAACACCUCUUCCAAUGAUCCUCCUCACCAACGACCAUUUACUCAUCACGUCUCACCUCACCUCUUUUCCAAAACCAACUAAAUCCGAUUACUUUACAUUCUUGGACUACUUGCUUCGAAACCAUACAACUCAAUCUUCAUCCUCCUCCAUUUCACCUGUUGUCUUGACAAUCAUUAUAAAUCACUUUCUUCCUCUUGUCUCGACACUCACAACAUGUGAUGAAUUGGUUCACAGAGUCAAUUCAACUUUUACAACACCAACCAAACAAAAUAAUCAAAACAAAGAGAUUGUUUGUAAAUACAAUUUAUCUUAUUUAAUAGAAUUGUAUUUUGAAUUGACAAAUAACAAAGACAAAGACAAAGAUGUCCAUAAUCAAAAAAUAGAAGAUACAUUCCAAUAUUUGGUUCAACAACAUACAACCCAUACUGAACCAACCCUCAACAAAAGAUGUGAAUAUUUAUUAAAAAGAGUUGGAUUUUAUUCUAUUUGUCAGUAUGGGACAUUAGAGAUUGUAAAGACAUCAUUUACAUUAUUACAACAAACACCAAAAGACAAUACAAAUAUUAAAUUUGGUAAACAAUCUGUUAAUUUGUUAUCAAGAGAUGUAUCAGUAUUGUCAUUUUGCACUGAUAUCAUUGUUGCCAACAACAACAAAAACAACAACAAAUUGACAUUGACAUUUAAUGCAAAAGAUUCUUCACAAGCCAUUAAAUUAGCAUUUGACAAUACCAGUGGUAGUAGUGGUCGCGGUCGUCAAUCCUGGGAUAUUAUAGAAUAUUUGUGUAAUAUAGCAACAACCAUACCAAUCUUCAAAACAAUAUUCAAUAUUCCACCAGAAUUAUAUUCUGUGCUUUGUCAAAAAGGACUUUCAAAUUUGGCAAUUGCAUUACAACCAAAUGGUGGUAACGGUAACGGUAGCAGUGGUGACUAUUCGGUAGUUGUUAAUCCACCAGAUUCAUCAACACCAGCAGUAUCACAAUACCAAUCAACACAAGAUAGUUUAUAUAGAGCACAAUCAAUACUACAAAAUGCACAACCACACAAUUAUACAAGUAAUUGGAACAAAUUGUUUGAUAUGGCUACCAGUCGUCAACAAUUUCUAGUUGUAAAGUAUCUUGUUACAAAUCCACCUUCUACACCGAUCAUCCCAGUUAUUAGUCUAGAUGCAGCCAUACAAAUGAUGAAUUUCCAGUAUGUCAAAGAUUUGGUGGAAUCGGAUCUGGUAAGGAUUACUCUUUCAGUUGUCGCGGUUGAGACUUGGCAGUGUGUCGGUACGUACGGAUCGUUGGAAUGGAUUGAAAAGAUACUCUUAAAGUAUGACCCCUAUUGUACCGGUAGACAACUCAUUCCAAGAUUACAAUCACUUCGAUUCGGUGCUAAAUUAAAUUAUCAUCAUGGUACUCAAAUUAUAAAUGAAUUGGAUACCAACCCAAUCCUCAAAUAUUAA
Cavenderia fasciculata is the source of this 2409-nucleotide messenger RNA. RefSeq lists its product as uncharacterized. The transcript has a single exon. The record is from RefSeq and is a predicted model, not a curated record. Lineage: Eukaryota; Evosea; Eumycetozoa; Acytosteliales; Cavenderiaceae. The coding region runs from base 1 to 2409 and encodes 802 amino acids.